Molecule: messenger RNA, 3275 nt
Organism: Myotis myotis
Lineage: Eukaryota; Metazoa; Chordata; Mammalia; Chiroptera; Vespertilionidae
Gene: TRIQK
Product: triple QxxK/R motif containing
Exons: 4
Coding region: 30-326 (98 amino acids)
Cellular component (GO): endoplasmic reticulum membrane
Source: RefSeq, a predicted model, not a curated record
ACUUAGCAUAAUACUCUCCAGGUCCAUCCAUGCUGUCACAAAAGAAGGCAUUUUGGAGAUCAAAGAUGGGUAGAAAAGAUGCCUCCACUGUAAAACUUCCUGUUGAUCAGUACAGAAAGCAAAUUGGUAAACAGGAUUAUAAAAAAACCAAACCUAUUUUACGAGCAGCCAAAUUAAAAGCAGAAGCAAAGAAAACAGCAAUAGGCAUUAAGGAAGUUGGCCUUGUACUCGCAGCUCUGUUGGCCCUCCUCCUGGCUUUCUAUGCUUUCUUUUAUCUCAGACUGUCCACAGAUGUUGACCCUCAUCUGGAACCGGAUGAAAAUUAGCUGAGCAGCAAUCAAUGCAUUAUAAGAAAAUAUUUAUAAAAGGACCUUUGGGGAGCAGUGCUUUCUGAAUACUGAGACUACAACAUCUUGAGUUCUUCCUGCUAGUAUUUUCACUUUGGAGAAAUAUUUUUUAAAUAGUUGCGUAGUGUAUCAAGAAAAGAACCUUACCCUAGCAAUGUAGUGUAAUGUAUGCUACUGAAUACUUUCAUAAAUCCUCCUACUUACACAGGAAACCUGUUCAUGGCGCAUUUAGAUAAAAUGGGAAACAGAUCCCAAAUCCUUCAGAUGUUUUACCAGUCUACAUGGAUAACUCCAUCACUUGCAGAUUCCUAAACCUAUUUUUGUUCCAUGCAUACAUCAGAAGCCAAAGUAUAUAUCCUUAUUUACAGAAACAUACUCAAAUCACAUCCAGGGCCGAAGAAGGAGCGAAAAGUCAUGGGAAAUUUUUUGUUUUACAAAGAAGUCUUGCUUUCUUUCCAGACAUAUUUUGUAUCAUUAGAGAGACUAUCUGCACAGACAGCUACAGUAAUCUUUUUCCUUCUUUGCCAACUGUUCAGUGCACAUGUGCUCCAUCAGAAGUGGCACCUGGAUGACAGAAGCGCAAAGAGCCACAUAUGUCUCUGAAAUAGAGUUCCUUUCCUCCUAGGCCGUCUAAGCUGGUGUAAAUAGAAAGUUCAGUUGAUCUUGAUUUUAAUUAACUUAUGAGACUAUUAAUAUAAACUUGGAAUUCUAUUUUAAUUAUGUUGUUCUGGCUGCUUGCGGUAUCAGUUUGCUUCUCUUGUUCGGGCUUUAUGCAGCAAUCUGUCAUAUAAUUGUGCAGUCUUUUUCACGUACGGUACUAGGAGAAGCCCUACCUAUUCAGAGUAAUUUUCGUGGGUCAUGGUUAUCUUUUAAAGCUGAACGAUACAAGGUAUUUUACAAAAUUACAUUUUUUUCUCUUGACAGAUAACCAAUUAGAACUCUUUUAUGAAAAAAAAGUAGGAAAUAUAUGUCUCAUUACUGGCAUAUACAGCUUUUUGUUUAUAUAAUUUUUUCAAGCUAUUUUGCAUUUGUUACACUAUAAUGACAAAUAUAUUCAAUAUUUUUAUUGAUAAUGGAAUUUCUUCAUAUUUUUAGAACACAUGAAUACAUAAAGGUUAGAAAAUGGAAGAAUAUGUGUUUACUGUUUACUGAUAGAUAACUACUUUCUUAUAUAAAGAUUUAUAGAAAAGGAAUAGUUUGAAACAUGUGCACAAAAUGUUUUAUAGUAUAUGCAUUCUACUUAUGAAGAAUAAAUAAAAUGUUAAAAUUGUUUCCAUACUUGCCAAGGGAAGAAAGCUUUCAUAAAUACCCUACAGAUUCUUUGAGACUUUUGCAAAUAGUGGAUGUGACUAUAGCAUUAUGUUCUGCAGAAUGUUUUCAAGUUGCAUAAUUAUUCAUCAGUGUGAAAACAGCCAAAAUUUCCAAUAUUCUCACAAAUCAUUUAUGCCAAACAUUUGAGGGCAAAAUUUAGACACUGUUAUUUACUGGAUUCUUCCCCUUGAAAUCACAAACUUAAGAGGCAGACCAAGAGUUCUUCUACACUCACCGCAGCAGACCAACCCAAAUGGCAUUUUUAGGAAAGGUUACAGCAUUUAAUGCCAUGUGGUAUGUCUGUCUGUGGAGUGGGUGGCAAAGGAAUAUCCAAGCUGGCAUUUUGGAUCUGAUGGGCCUUUUACUUUCCCAAGUGACAGGCCACAUGUCAAGAAAUACUUUUUUCUCCACUCCUAUUCCAUUUACGUGAACAGUUUUCAUGUAGUUAUUCCCCCUCCCAUAUGGCAUUAAAAACAGUCUUACUAAAGUUAUUGCUAAUUUCAGUGAUAAUUUAAAUGAGAGGAUAUGUAGUAAUUGUUUAUUAAAUACCAAUCCAAGUGACAUAUAACAGAAUUCGUAAUAUAUAAAAUAGAUGAUUAUACUCUUGGAAAUGUUUGAAUAUUAUCGUGAAAAAAACAAAACAAAACAAAACAAAACCCACUAGGUAAUAAUAAAGUGUCAUUACCUAGUUUUCUGAUACCCUGAACCUAUGGCUAGUCCGUAUGACUGAUUGACUUAGGAUAGCCACAGACAACCGUAAGUCCCAAAGGCUAAACUCGGAUUUUAAUAAAUAGCAGGUAAAAUGAGACAACAUAUGCUUAUAUAAUACUGUUUUUGUGAAGUGCAAAUAUUGCAUACUCACGUUAACUGGGAAGCAGCCAGUCCUCUGCAGAGAAAUCCCAGAUCGUAGUCUGGUUUCAAUCUUUGAAGAGGUAGGUGGUAGUCAGCCUGCAGCUCCAGGGGGCUACACGUUUGAGUAGUAAGUGGUGUUUGGCAUAAAUCUGCGACUGGCACCAGAUACAAACUUGAAGCAUGGGUUCCCCCCCCCCCCCCAAUAAUUGACUGCUCAGAGUAACCCAGAAGACAAAUACAGGAAAAUUAUAAUGACUUUUCAGAAUGUUAGAAUCUGCUCACAUAUUCUGCAGAAUAAAUUGCAACUAAUGCAGCAGACUUAAUAUAUUGCCUAUGUGAAUGAACCUUGGAUAUAAAAUAAAGAUUAAAAUUCAUUUGAGAAGAAAUAUUGUAAAAAUAUAACCUCAUCUAGAAUUUCUUUUAAAACAAAUGAACAAAAAGUCUAUCUUAGUAGCAGCAUGGGGUUUGUUAUUGUUUUAAGGUGGCAAAACACUUGAAGAUUUUCUGUCUUUUCAAUAUUUCAUAAAGAUGGAAAGAGUACCCCCAUCCCAACCAGUGAUUGUAAGAUACUGAUAAUAUGUUCUUAUGUUCUUAUUCAUUUUUAUAAUUUCAAUAAUAUAGUGAUCUACACGUAUUUAAUAAAUGCAUGUUAAAAUUUCAGUUAAUAUUUUUUAGUCCUCCUAGAGUCUGGCACAGUUUUUGUAUGUAUUAGAUGAUCAAAUUUAUGUGCACCUAAUAAAUAAAAUUUAAAAAUUACAAUAUUCA